Molecule: messenger RNA, 1515 nt
Organism: Paramecium octaurelia
Lineage: Eukaryota; Ciliophora; Oligohymenophorea; Peniculida; Parameciidae
Source: the annotation of a GenBank genome assembly
AUGAGCAAUUUCGAUAAUGAGAUUCAAGACAACCAAAUUGAAGUUGACUUGUCCAUUAAUAGACAGAUUUUUUCUUUUCUAUAAUAAGGAAUCGAUCAAAUCAACAUUUUUAUGGGUGGUAUUCCUCCCUUAAGAAAUGAUGAUUUGUUUGAAGAUGGAGAUAACUAAAUUUACUUUUCUUUGCCAAGAUCCUUAAUGAGGGAUAGACCCUCACCAAGGUACUUUUGUGUUCACAGAUUUAGAGAAAAACCGCAAAACAUUUAGAAUUAUCUUCAAAAGCGCACGGACCCAAUUUAAAACAAUUAAUUUGAUCCAAAACUACCUCAUAUCAAAGUUAGUUAACUUAGAAAUAUGAGCGCACACCAUCAUUAUUUUAUAAAUGAAUUUGGGUAAAUAGGAAUGAACUAUCUCAUAGCCUUAUAGAUUCCCAAAAAAAUACUAAUUCUGUUGACAUACUAAUUGGCCGAUAAUAUCGCCAAAAUUAGGAUAUUGUACCUAAUGAUAUAAGUAACAACUGUUUAUUCUAACAGGAUAGUUUUACCCGAAGAUAGAGUGAUAUCCCGAAUCCAUUGUAAGAUUAUCUACAAUGAUUACUUCAGAAAACAAUAAGUACUAGAUUCUAUUUAUGCUAAAACCUUGGAACUAAUCAAACUCCCAGCCUAAAUUAAAUAUAAAAUUAGCUAAUUUUUAGAGUAUGUUUCUAUUAAUAUAGAAAUCCUAAAAUUGUGUAAAUAUAAGACCUGGGGAGCAUAUGUGGUACGUACUUGAGAAUCUUUAGAUAAGAACCUUGUGUGCUUAAAGAGGGUCAUAAAUUUAGUAUUGGAAGUGACACUUUUUUUAAUAUCUUGUUAAAUCACAACUUGAAUCCUAAUCUAAAAGAUAUCGACGAUGAAUGGUAUAGUAUAAUCAAACACUUAUCUUCCUUGAAAUCAACCCAAAAACAUGAAAUUCAUUUGAGCGACUUAUUAAAUCAAAUCAGCAUUUUAGAGCCUCUUGAAUCUAUAAAGAGGCUUUCAAUUAAAGAUCUUUAUACAAAAUUAAGAGAAUACUCGAUCCCUAUUUUAAUUGUGAAAUUCCAGGGUCAUGGAGUAUAUAUUAAUAGAUGCAUAAAUUUAUUUGUAGGGAAGACUUAGACUGAUACUAAUGAUUUUUUCGUAGGGAGAGGAUCUGAAAAUAACAUAAAGAUCAGUUCUAAUACGAUAUCGAGGAAGUAGUGUCGAAUUAAGUAUUCUCAAAAGUAAUGGGAUUAUAUAAAUUAGGUUAUCAGCAUGGAUAAUAAACGAUGGAUAUUAAGAUAGAGAUUCUGCUAACGGGACUUGGAUUAGUUUAUAAACUACAGAAUAAUCAGAAUAGAAAGCUGAAUCAAAUUUGAUUGAACUACAUCAUAAUGAUGAAAUAAAGAUCAGCGAUUCCAUUUUAAAACUUGAGUUAUUUUAAGGCACAAAAUAAGGAUUUGGAAAUAUAAUAAACAAAUUUCUUCGGGAUUGAUAAUUAAUAAUUAAAUAAAAAGUGACG